AUGAGCCAUGCUCACAGAAAUAUUGGUUUUUUGGAAGAAGAUAAUACUAACAAUGAUAGAAAUGCAGAUCUUGAUGGUGACGAUAAUAAUGACAAAAUAGCAAUGGAUUUAGAUGAACAAGAUGAAACUGCAGAUUCACAAUUAAUAGGUAGUAGUUUCCAAGAAAACAGUACAUGUGAAUCACUACCCCAACAAGAAGAUUGUAUAUUGUUGUUUAUAAAACGAAUAUUACAUUUUCUUCUAACGCUGCAAUCGAUGUUUUUUAUAUCGGAAGCAGCUGUAUCGUAUGUCGCAACAAAUUUAGCAGCCGAAAAUUGUUUUGGAUAUAAUCCUCCACAAUGUCGAACUAUCACAAUACCACGACACAAUAAAGGCGAUUUAUGUAUUAAUUAUAGUUACGUUUCUUUUACGGAUGCAUUAAGAAAUUUCUUGAAACUUCCGGAGGUCCAACAAGAUAUCACCGAGCUAGCAACAAAACCAUCAACAUAUCCCAUCAUGCUUGACAUUCACGACGGAGAGUUUGCUCGGACGCAUCCGGUUUUUAAGACCCGAGAUCUUCUUAAAAUUGAACUUAAUUCAGACGGUCUGAAUAUAACAAAUGCAAUAUCAAAUCAUAUUCACAAAACAUUUUUAUUUUAUUGGUCUCUACUAAACCUACGCCGUGACCAUCGUUCAUUACAAGCUUCCAAAAGGCUGGUGGUAGCCUGUCCCGAAGAUGACUUAACAGCCGACGUUUUGCAACAAAUAACUAGUAAGCUAAAAUUUGCAGACUUUGUCCGCUGUUUACAAAAAAUGGCUAAAGAUGGUGUUGAUGUUGUUAUCAAUGGUGCUAGAAAAGUUCAUCAAGUGGCAUUGUUUUUCACGUUGGGAGAUUACCCAGCACAACAAGCACUACAUGGAAGAAAAGAAUCAGUAUCAGCGUUGAAGUUUUGUCCAUGCUGCAAUGUCACGAACGAUGAUUAUAAAGACAACAUUGAUCAAUUACCAGCACAUUACACAAAUCAGGAUUACGAACAAGCGUGCAAAUUUAUUGAAGAGUGUGUAAAAAAUGGGGAUGAAAACACAACAGCAAUAUGGAGAAAAUUCUAUGGAAUUAAUAAUCGUAGUAUAUUUGCCGAAUUACCCAAUUUCGAUGUUACGCUACAAGUGUUACUUGAUCCGAUGCAUAUUUUACUCCAAGGUGUUUGUAAAUAUCAUUUGAACGCGUUUCUGCAACAUUGUGUCGAUGCAAAUCGUUUUACAAUGGCACAAUUCUGUUUAGUUGUUAAUGAAUUUUCGUUUGAUGUGAGUGAAAACUUGUCAAAACCAUGUUUAAACAUGAGGAUAGAAGAAUUGAGAAAUUCAACGACAGGAUUACCCCUUGAUGCAAUGCAAACUUACCAUUUAUUGAUGAACUUGCCAUUUAUUUUGCGUAAAUUAUUGAAAAAUUUCACAUUUCCAGCUUAUGAUGUAAUAUUACUCUUAGUCGAUAUUGUUAAUUUGAUAUGGGCAUCAGAAGCAGAUGAUCAAACAGUGUUACAAUUGCAAAAAUCUACUUUACUUCAUAAUAAAUUAUAUAAACAAUUAUAUCCAGAUAAAUUAAAACAAAAGUUUCAUUUUUUAUUACAUCUGCCAAGACAAAUGAAAUUAUUUGGACCACAUCGAUUUAUAACAACAUUAGCGUCGGCACGAAAACAUCAAUAUUUUAAAGGUCAAAAAAUGCACUGUUUUAAAAACGCACCACUUACAUUAACAAAACGUUUACAGGCAUGGGAAUCUGUUAAAGAUUACAACAGUGAUGGAACAUUAUCAACAGAUAUUUUUAAACAUGAAACUGUUCUUCAUCAUGUGGAAUCAUUAACUGAUGACCUACGUAUAAAUGUUGCUAAGUGGACGUUACCAGCUAUGCCAACUCAUACUGCAACACGGAUAAAAUAUAAUUCAAUAUCAUAUUCAGUUGGUACUGUUAUUUGCGCUUCCCAAAAUUAUUUAGAGGAAAAUCCAAUAUUUCUACAAAUAAUGAACAUCUUUAUUAUCAAACAACGACCAUAUUUCGCGUGUACACAAUUGAACAUCAUUCGUUUUGAUGAAAAUGUUAGAAGCUUCGAAGUGAAAAUAAGUAACGACCAUGGUUCUGUUACACCUGAUUUUCUCAGAAAUGUAUGGCCACUAAAAUUAGUUAAUAUAGACAAUGUGUAUUAUGUUGGCUUUCGUCCACAUGGAAGAACUUUUACACAACUGUUAUGCGUAAUCAUGGUGUGCAGUAUAUUCUAUGAAGAUAAAGCCAAUAAUAUUGAUAUUUUUGGAGUUUGUCCUGCGUGCAGAGAAAAAGUUGCUAUUCAUACGCAUGAUCCUUUCACGAUAUCACAACUAACUGCUCCCACGAUAACUGCAUCACCAAAACAAAAAACAAAUCUAACAAAUUUCAAUUCUCGAACCCCAUCACCAACAAGAUAUACAAGCACGAUAGAUGAUAAUACGUGUUCACUUACAAACACACUUAGGUUAUCACCACGUGAAACACAUACAAGUUCAAGAUUGACAAAUGAUAAUGGUUUUCUACACGGGAAAUCACCAGAUAGCAGUACUAUUGAUCACAUAUUUAAACUAGUUUAUGUUCCACGUACAUGUAACUUGCCGAUGUACAGUGCAGCUGUUGAACAAGCUUUACAAACAGGUGAAUUACCACUAUAUUCAAAGUAAUGGACUCUAACCCCUUAAUCUGAAUCGCUUCGGAAGAUUGUUUUACAAAAUGGGAAGAUUACCUUUUGUUUUUUGCAUAUAGGAAACAUCGAUAUACUUGAACAAAAAUUUGUUAUUGAAACGAGGGAUUUUUAUCUUACAAAUUAUCAACCAAGAUCAUCUCCUGAUUACAAGAAUAUCGUUCAAGCAAUAAUCACUCGUUAUCGUGAAAUUUUGAAUAAU
Molecule: messenger RNA, 2904 nt
Organism: Didymodactylos carnosus
Lineage: Eukaryota; Metazoa; Rotifera; Eurotatoria; Philodinida; Philodinidae
Source: the annotation of a GenBank genome assembly